Molecule: messenger RNA, 5915 nt
Organism: Scatophagus argus
Lineage: Eukaryota; Metazoa; Chordata; Actinopteri; Scatophagidae
Gene: ptpn21
Product: protein tyrosine phosphatase non-receptor type 21
Exons: 19
Coding region: 335-3949 (1204 amino acids)
Biological process (GO): protein dephosphorylation
Cellular component (GO): cytoskeleton
Molecular function (GO): protein tyrosine phosphatase activity
Source: RefSeq, a predicted model, not a curated record
GUCAGCUUCCCAAGGGUGUCGUCUAUUUGCUGGAACAUAAGUUAGCACGCUAGCGGUAGAGCUAAUUUAACGUUAGUUGCAACGUUUGUUGUUCAGGUUAAUUGAAAUUGAACAUGGAAACUGCCAAUGAACAUCAGAUACUUAAUCCGGGAAAUGUUCGACAUUUGGAGGGGAGUUUUUUGAACUGAGUGGUUGAGUAAGUUAACCUGGAAAAUCCUGUCUGUUGAUGAUGAACCUCAUGACUUGGAACACUGACACAAUUUUCGAGGGGACAGCGAGGAGUAUAAUUUCUCUGGACUAAGUGAAGACCUCCCUCCUUGAAGAAGUGUGAAACAUGCCCUUGCCAUUUGGCUUAAAACUCAAAAGGACUCGACGGUAUACUGUUUCAAGCAAGAGCUGUCUUGUCACUCGGAUUCAGCUGCUCAAUGGAGAGUUUGUUGAGUUUACACUUUCGGUGGAGAGCACUGGGCAGGAAUGUUUGGAGGCAGUUGCUCAGAGACUCGAGUUAAGAGAGAUAACAUACUUCAGCCUGUGGUACUUCAACAAGCAGAACCUACAGAGAUGGAUUGACUUGGAGAAGCCGCUGAAAAAGCAGCUGGACAAGUAUGGGCUGGAGCCCACCGUUUACUUUGGAGUCGUGUUUUACAUACCCAGUGUCACCCAGCUGCAACAGGAGAUCACAAGAUACCAGUACUAUCUACAGCUGAAGAAGGAUGUUCUGGAGGGGAGGAUCUCAUGCUCUCUAGAACAAGCUAUUCAUUUAGCUAGCUUGGCAGUGCAAGCUGACUUUGGAGACUUCAAUCGCUAUGAUUCCCAGGAGUUCCUCCAGAAGUUUGUGCUGUUUCCUAUCGACUGGAUCCAGGAUGAGCGCAUAUUGGAAGAGGCCACUCAGAAAGUCGCUCUUCUCUACCAGUCGCUCAGGGGUUUGUCAGCUCCAGAGGCAGAGAUGUUGUACAUGCAGGAAGUGGAGAAAAUGGAAGGCUAUGGCCAGGAAAGCUAUCAAGCCAAGGACAGUACAGGCACAGAUGUUACCCUGGGACCCUGUCUCGAUGGCAUCUUUGUCAAAUACAAAAGUGGCAGGCCGCUUCUUUUAUUUAGGUGGAAUGAAAUUAACAACAUGAGUCACAACAGGUCCUUCUUUGCCCUGGAGCUAGCCAACAGAGAGGAGAGUGUUCAGUUCCAGACUGAGGACAUGGAAACCUCUAAAUAUGUGUGCCGGAUGUGUCUGGCCAGACUCAAGUUUUAUAAGAUUAACAAGAGUAGCCUCCAAAGCCAGCCCUCAGUCGUCAACACAGUCAGACGGAGAUCCUCUACUAGAAUGUCUCUGCCAAAGCCUCAGGCCUACAUGAUGCCCCCUCCUCAAAUGCACUACAAUGGCCAUUUCACAGAGCCUUACACAUCGUCACAAGACAAUCUGUACAUGAACAGUCAGAAUGGUUAUUACUACCACUCCCAGACGAGCCUCGACUGCUCCCCCCUGGAAUACGGCAGCGCAGGGCGUUUACGAAAUGGCAGCGUAUACAGUGCCCACAGUACCAGCUCUCUGACCAAUCCCCAGCACUACCUGCAGCCCUCGCCAAUGUCCUCCAACCCCUCCAUCACUAGCGAUAUCACCAGACCGGACUACGUCCCCUCGCAUCGCCACAGCGCACUCAUCCCACCCUCCUACCGUGCCACUCCUGAUUACGAGACAGUGAUGCGUCAGAAGACCCGAGGAGCGGGAGGAGGGAUGGUUUUGUCUCAAGAGCACCGGCAGAGCCACUCCAUGAGGAAUCUGAACAUUGGAAACUCAUACGCCUACAGCAGACCAGACCCUCUUGUUUACAGCCAACCAGAGAUCAGGGGGGAGCGUGGUGGAGCAGCCCAACACCACCACUAUCCCUUCCAUCUUGGAUCAAGUUUCCACAGCCCCUCUCCAUACCCAUACCCCACAGAGAGGAGACCUGUAGUGGGGGCAGUCAGUGUCCCGGAGCUCACUAAUGUCCAGUUACAGCAGGCACAGGAGUAUCCAGCCCCUAACAUCAUGAGAACACACGUUUACCGACCUCCUCCACCCUACCCGUAUGCCCAUCCUCGACCUGCAAAUAGCACGCCUGACCUCUCACGUCACCUGUAUGUCAGCAGUAGCAACCCAGACCUGAUCAUCACAAGGCGUGUGCACCACUCAGUUCAGACUUUCCAGGAGGAUAGCCUGCCUGUUGCCCACUCUUUGCAAGAGAUGUCAGAGCCUCUUUUCAGCGGACCCCCACACAGGCACCCGUACAGUGCUCAGAAGCGUAACUCCAUCGAGAUUGCCGGAUUAGCGCACAGUUUCGAGGGGAUGAGGGUCAAAGAGCGGACGGUGUCUUCUUCAGCAGCUGAAACUGCCACACCACCUCCUGUCCUGCGUGGCGGCUGCUCUCAGGGCUCUCAGCUCAAUGUGUUUUUGGAACGUACAAAGACUGAGGACAGGGCUGACGUUAAGGAGGAUGUACGAUAUGGACACAAAAAGUCCCUUUCAGAUGCCACCAUGCUGGUUCACAGCAGUGGCGAGGAAGAGGAGUUUGAGGAUGAUAGUGGACGUCACACUCCUCUUUCUCAUGAUGCAGCGGUGAUUGAGCCUGACAAGCUCUCACAGCAGCAUCACAGCUUUACAUCCCUCUCUUCUCUCACACCUCAGCAACAGACUCCUAUGGAGCCACCACCUGCAUAUCCCAUAGGCUCCUCUCUUGACCCCUCUAUAACCGGCUCCUUGACCUACAAGGUUCACCCUCUGAUCCAGGAGAGUGAGCCUCUGUACUUGCUGUCAGGUUUACGACAGCCCAGGAUUAUGCCGUCUGUCUCUGAGGGAGACCUGAGUGGCCAGGACAAGCAGAAGACUAAGAAAGACUUCAAGAAGAGACCUGUGUCAGACGUUCCUCCUGGGAAGAAAACAGUAGAAGGAUUGCCUCCUCCGGGCAUGAAGAAAGGAGCAAGAUCAGACGUGAAGAAGAUGGGACCUCUGAAGGUGGCCCAUCUCAAUGGCCUGUCAGUCUCCAGGCCGCCGAUGCAAAACGAGGUCAAGGAUGAGCCUGAGAGAGCCUCUAAUGACGAGAGGUGUAAACUGCUGGAGCAUCACUUGGAGCAAGGAGAGCUGUUAAAAGAGUACGAGAGCAUCCCAAGGCGGCAUCCGUCAGGGGAAUGUACCAUUGCCCUGCUGCCAGAGAGCGGAGACAAAAACCGCUUCCAAGAUGUCCUGCCUUACGAUAACACUCGCGUGGAGCUGGUUCCCACUAAAGAGAACAACACGGGAUACAUCAAUGCAUCACAUAUCAGAUUAGCAGCGGGUGGACAGGAGUGGAACUACAUUGCCACUCAGGGUCCCCUGACGAAUACGUGUCAGGACUUCUGGCAGAUGGUGUGGGAACAGGGUGUCUCCAUCAUCGCUAUGGUCACUGCUGAAGAGGAGCGCGGCCGAGAAAAGAGCUUCCGGUAUUGGCCCCGACUUGGCUCACGACACAACACUGUGACAUAUGGACGCUUCAAGAUCACAACGCGGUUCCGCACAGAAUCCGGCUGCUACGCCACCACAGGGCUGAAGAUCAAACACCUCCUGACGGGCCAAGAGAGGACUGUUUGGCACUUGCAGUACACAGACUGGCCUGACCACGGCUGUCCUGAGGACUUAAAAGGCUUCCUCACAUACCUGGAGGAGGUGCAGUCUGUGAGGAGACACACAAACAGCAUCAGUGACCCAAAGAACACCAACCAACCUGUGCUGGUCCACUGCAGUGCUGGAGUGGGACGGACUGGGGUGGUCAUCCUGUCUGAGAUUCUGAUAGCUUGUCUGGAGCACAACGAGACGCUGGAUAUCCCAAAAGUCCUGCUGAAGCUGCGCGCUCAGAGGAUGAUGAUGGUUCAGACUUUUGCUCAGUACAACUUCAUCUACAAGGUCCUCAUCCAGUACCUCCGCAACUCCAGGCUCAUAUGAACACAAGUGUCUGUCCGACCCAACGGUCACGGUCGUCACAGAUGAUUCUAGCAUGGAGUUUGCUUCAGGUUUAUGCCAAACUGCACUGUGAUGAUGCAGCUUUAUAAACCUGUUCAAUGUAGCGGUCAGUAUUUGACUGUAUCAAAUCAGGUGAUGCUGAAGGAAGGAUGUGUGGAUGUACAAGAAAGAAGUAAUACAACAUGGAGGAGCAUAAAGACCUGUGACCUGCCUCUAAACAGUAUUAUAUAUAUUAUUUUUUUUACGUACAUUAUCGCUUAAUAAAGCAAGCACUUUUACAGUACUUUUCUGUACAUAAUGAACCAAUGUUAAGCUGCAUAAAAAAAUCUCUAUCGUUAAUGUGUAUCAAAAAUAGUUGUGCUUUCAAUUGACUAAGGUCACUUUUUAAAUAAAUGUUUUUGGAUUGCUGUUUGGUAACUAUUGGUUCUAACAGUGAAGGACUUUUAAAUAGUAAUGAAGAUCAUAAGAAACGAUCCUAAGAUUGUCACAUAUGAAGGUUUUGAUUACAAGUCCAGACCUCUGGUAAUACAGAAGGGGGUCUGUCCCUGCAUAUUCUACUUAAUAAGAGUUUAUAGAUCUACACUUAGCACAAUGCCACCAAUGUUCCUUGGGUAGUUGUAAAGAAGGCCUGAAUACCCCCUAAAAGCACCUGCUAAAAACAAAUGAAAACUAAUGUACAUAUUCUCUCAGUGCACAAAUAAGAUUGUCCUUACAAAGAGGAGUGGGAUGGAUUGGUCUUUAAUAAAACACUGGAUUGAUAGGAAGUAGAAAUGUAUUGCGCGUGUUCCCGAAGUAUACAGGUAAUGAGUUAAGUAAAAUAUUGAGAUUCAAACUUGCAAAUUAAUUUUAUACUCAUAGUUUUCCUUUUUUUUUUUAAAACCUGAGAACACUGAGUGCCGUAUUUGAGCUUAGAUCAAUACACCCUUAAAUACCUGCAUUUUGAAGUUGAAAGGUUUUUUUUGUUUUUUGUUUUUUGAUAAAAUGAAGGAAGGUUUUAUUCAGUGUCAUUUAUUGCUUGUUUGAUUGCAGUGAUAUGUGAUUAUUGAUGCCAGUCAAUACUGAGAGACACCCCCACGGAUCAGUAAUUAUAAUAAUUCUUGAAUGCGGGUUUGAUCUCCUAAGUUUUUACGCUUUGUUUCGUUAAAAAUUGGCAAACGAGGCCAUGUGACAGUAUUCGGAUGUAACUGACAGAGCUGCGCUGCAUGUUGGCUGGCUGUGGUGCCCAGUAUUAGUGUGAAGCAGAAAGCCAGACCGUCUCUAGUUACAGUGUUCUGCCUGCCACGCUUGUUUUCACUCUAGUGAGAAAUGUCCCUCUGCAGAGACACUUCCUGCUGUUACAAAUGGCCUCCUGACUACUAAUGAACACAUCGAACUGGAAGCCGGGCACAGUGCGCGUCCAUUUCCUGUUGCAGCUAUGAGUCAUAUUUAAAAGCUCCUUUAUGACGUUCACCUGUACAGAAACAGAAACGAUGCUUACAGUCAAAGUUUACAUGAAGUAUCUUUUAUAAUUUGAAAUUUGGGGCCUAUAUCAUUAAUUCAAGGCACCAACUUAAGUUCUAAUGUGGCCAAAGUGAAGAGAUUGUUAUUCCGUCAUCUGUCUAUCCCGAUGUUUUUGCUGGGCAGUGAUCUUACUUAACUGGAGAAAAAUGCAUCACAGCUGGUGUUGAGAUGUAUUUUAACUGGAUCUUUCAGAAGGCCCUUAUGAGUUUGUUUUGGUUUUUAGAUACUGAUUGAGUCUUAGUGUGGAGACUGAAAAAUGAUUUUUGUGGCCAAGGUGUGACUGUUCUGUCCAUGUACAGGUAUGUUGUUCAUAAAUGUACACAAUGUAAAAUUCUGGUUUUAUGAAUAUUGGUUAUUGUACAAACUGUGUAUAAACUGUAUCUAUUGAAUGACAUUGGAAAAAAAAACGUAGAAAAUCUUUACAGCCAUUAAAUAUUUGGAAUUAAAA